Molecule: messenger RNA, 1269 nt
Organism: Fonsecaea multimorphosa CBS 102226
Lineage: Eukaryota; Fungi; Ascomycota; Eurotiomycetes; Chaetothyriales; Herpotrichiellaceae
Exons: 3
Coding region: 1-1269 (422 amino acids)
Source: RefSeq, a predicted model, not a curated record
AUGUUGCUGUACGCCGUCGUCCUCCUGCUCAUGGCUCUUCCCGGUCUCUCGAACCUGAUUGCUCUGUCAUCUUCACCCUCAAUGAGCCAGUCUUCCAAUUGCACUCUCACUUACAUUGCUUCCCAACCUCCCCAAAUGGGUCCCACCAGCACAGUCUACCAAGCAAUCAUGACGACCUUCCUAUAUGCUGUGGAUUGCAAUCAGUGCACUGUCACCAAUAUCCCAAACGUUGAUGUUCAAGGUCCCUUCACUACCAGAUCAACCAGCUCAAUGCUUACGGUCACUGAGAUCCAAUGCAUCCCUGAAGGCACAGCCAGCACCAGAAUGCACCAUGCUGCCUCUCCUCAAACCACUAGCUGGAAACAAAUGGAAGACCUCAAGAAGGCACAUCUCCACCGUCGUUCUGAUCAAGCCACGGAAGCGGCCAUUGCGGACCUGGCAAGUACUUUCGCCAACGCUCUUCCUCCUGAUGUCUCCCUGCUCUCCGGUGGUCUUCAAACCGAGUUUACCGACAUUGCAUCCGCCAUGUUUGCAUUGAACAUUUGUGACUCUGGCAUCGACCUUAACUCAGCGUGUGAACAAUUGAACACUGAUGCAGUCGCAUUGCAACUGUACCAGUCAUGGUAUGCUCCCAACAAUGUCAAGUCGAUCGUCUGCUUCUGCGCUUCGUACGGCUACGACUUUGACACCACCCGUCAACAGUUGUAUGCUAGUCUUUACGCUGCUCUCAUUGGCAUUCUGGCUGCUGCUGAUAUCAGCACUGAUCGGGGUCAAAUUUGUGACAACCUCAGUCUCUUCAAUCGGACUGGUCCUUCUUUGGGUAUCGACAUUCAACAGUAUCAUGACCUGGUCUGCAGCAGCAUCCCGUCACCCACGCCAACUGCACCCCCGUAUUACGGACCAACUUCCAUCCCUCCCUAUGUGACCAACGACGUGACCACCUGGGGCACUCCAACUUCCUGGGCUCCAAAUACGACUAUCUCAGGAACCGGCGGCCCCAGCUGGACCGGCAUCAACAACCGCACUACUUGGGGACCGCCCGUCUCCUAUACCGGUACCAUUGGUAGUGAUUGGUCUAUCACCAUCAACACUCAGACCAACUGGACUGAAACGCAACCCACAGGAACUGGUGCAGCAUCUGACACCGCUACAGCAGGAACCAAUGACACCUUGCUUGCUGUGCGUGUGCCGCGAGGGCCUAACGCCGUGCCAUUCUAUCCCGCUGUCACUACCUCCACAUCACAUGCUGGACUUUUCAAGCGAUACUAG